AUAGGGGAGAAAGGGGAUAAGUGGGGCGGAAUUAUUUCCGUGUACUUGAAGAACGUGUGUCGCAUGAUACUUCUGAGUAAACAUUGUCAAGUCUCUCUGAGUCCAGUGGGCUUAUUCGAAACAAAGUGUGCGUAUGACUGCAGCUUUACAUCCCGAGAUUGGCAUGUUGCCAGAGAGAUUUCAAGUUGACUAGCAUCAUCGUAUGUGUCGAGAAGGGUGGCGGGCGGGUGAGCUCUUUAUUCGUGGCGCUGGGCAGGCACCGCGGGUAGCCUUGCUCUGCUCACGGUGGCGGGGAACACCCUUAUUAGGCUGCUGCCUUUUUUGGGAAGGAGGCGUUAGACUCCUAAGCGGAACUGAAGGCAGUGAUGCUUUGUUGCAGGGAGGAAGCCCAUUGGCAGCCCUCGUGCUGCUGCAGGCUCUCCAACGAGGAACGCAGCGGGUAGCGGCCUCAUCGAGCGCUGUUGAUUUAUCUACAACAUGCAACAGCAUCUAUAUUCAUACAAAAUCUGCAACCGAUUCCUUUUUCACUGUUUAAAUAAAUCUAGUCCAAAUGGCUUAGAUAUAUGGGUCAGAAACAUACACUCUUCAUUAGCAAGUACAUGUGGCGCUGAAGAAAAAUCAUUGAAUUUGCAUGGCAAUGAAAGGCCACACGAUACAAAUGAAGACUGUCAUCAGCUACAUAUACCAGUUAUGGUCAAGGAAGUUGUUAAUUUUUUAGCACCCCAGCAAGGACAGUGUAUUCUUGAUAUGACAUUUGGAGCAGGUGGCCAUACAAAGGCUCUUCUGCAAAAAGCAAUGGAUAUUAAAAUCUAUGCACUUGACAGAGACCCUAUGGCUUAUGAACUGGCUCAGCAACUUUCCAAGUAUCACCCGCAACAAAUUCAAGCUCUUCUAGGACAGUUUAGUCAAGCAGAAGUCUUGUUAACUUCUGUUGGAGUGCAGCCAGGAAGUCUGGAUGGAGUCCUUUUGGAUGCUGGUUGCUCUUCUAUGCAACUUGAUACUCCCGAAAGAGGUUUUUCCCUACGAAAAGAUGGUCCUUUGGACAUGAGGAUGGAUGGUGGCAGGUAUCCUGACAUGCCCACUGCUGCUGAUGUUGUGAAUGCCUUAGAUCAACAGGCGCUUGCGUCCAUCCUGAGAACAUACGGGGAGGAGAAGCAUGCUAAGAAAAUAGCUUCGGCAGUUGUUCAGGCACGCAGCAUCUACCCCAUCACCAGAACUCAGCAGCUUGCCAGCAUUGUUGCAGGUGCUUUCCCAGAAGCAGCUUUAUAUGCUCGUAAAGACUUCCUUCAGAGACCAACACAUGUUGCUACCAAAACUUUUCAAGCCUUGCGCAUAUUUGUGAACAAUGAGCUUCAUGAACUCUAUGAAGGGUUAAAGGCGGCUGAGAAGUUCCUCAAACCUGGAGGUCGACUUGUAACACUUUCUUUCCAUUCAUUAGAAGAUCGUAUCGUCAAGCGAUUUCUUCAUGGUAUAGAUAUGUCAGAGAAAUUCAACCUCAAUAUAAGGCAGAAAAUAAGGCAAAUGGGAAAUAAUUCUUCAGAACAAGAGCAUUAUGAUGAUGGUAUUGAUGAUGAAGAAUUGUCUAAUGGAAAUGGUAACUCAAAAUGGACAGCCAUACAGAAGAAAGUGCUUACUCCCCAAGCUAAAGAUAAUGAAAAUAAUCCAAGAGGACGCUCAGCAAAACUAAGAGGAGCCAUCAAGUUGUGACUUAUUGGCUGACAACCCAAGCAGACAAACUGGGAUGUUAUAGAACUGUGAAGAGAUAUUACUCAGAAUUCAAUCAAAGUGUUGUGAAGCAGCAGAGCACAUGCACCAGGGGGAACAAGUUUUGCAUCUGUCCCCAUUAGUGCACUUUGCCUUAAAAAAUGUGUCCCUGAGGACUGCACGACUUUUGGGAACAUAUUUCUACAAGCAAGCAGGGCUUUGGGGAGAGAUGCAAACAUUGCUUCCCCAUCCCCUCCUCAUGUGCUGGGCUGCGAGACAAAUAGCACAAUUAGUGUCUUGACUCCAUGGGAGGGUGGACCUCUUGCUCCGCCCUCAUGAAGCUGCAGAGCAUGUGAGCUACUAUUCUUUAACAAGAAGCUUGAUCACUAUAUUAGGAAAAGUAUCAUGAAACAUGUCCAUUAAAAUUAUUUUUACCUUGAAAUUUGUGGGUUUAAUGUUUUUAGUUUUAAAAUAUCUAAUCCUUUUGUUAAUUUUGGGUGUCUUGAUAUUAUAGGGAUUUGUUUCAAAUUAAAAAAAACUAUGAUGAAUGGUAAUGAAAAUGUUUUUCACUUUUUAAAAGUUAUAUACUGCUUUCCCCAAUUUUCAUUAUAUGUAUCAUUAAAUGUUAAAUAUAAGUA
Hemicordylus capensis (graceful crag lizard) is the source of this 2342-nucleotide messenger RNA. It is a transcript of the gene METTL15, whose product is annotated as methyltransferase like 15. NCBI's taxonomy places the organism in Eukaryota, Metazoa, Chordata, Lepidosauria, Squamata, Cordylidae. The transcript has 6 exons. Gene Ontology annotation, biological process: rRNA base methylation. The record is from RefSeq and is a predicted model, not a curated record. The coding region runs from base 478 to 1707 and encodes 409 amino acids. Gene Ontology annotation, molecular function: rRNA (cytosine-N4-)-methyltransferase activity.